CACACUAGAAAGAGGUAUGUGUUCAAAUUAAAACCACGAGAAAGAAAAAAAAAACAACAAAAUUGUUCAGUACGAUAUUUAUACAUACACCCAUUGACAUAUUCCGUCUACCUACGUAUAGAGUGUGUUUUUAUAUUAGAUAGUGAACAUAUCUCUAACCUAUUCAAAAACUAAUAUAAGACCGUCUGAGACUAUAAAGAAAAAAAAAAUCGAAAUAAUUAUGUAUUUUUUAUUAAAAUAACGAUGCUAUUAAUAUACAACAACAAAUUAUCUACAUAAAAUAGAGAUGGAAACUAAUUUGAUUCUUAUACGACAAUCCGAUACUGUAAAUGUGCGACAAGAACAAAUAUCCUGUUUGGUAAUGGGUAAUACCAACACAAAAAAUAGCUUUCGCUCGAAUAUCGCGCUGUACGUUAAAACGAGACAUAAGAACCACAACCAUGCUUAUGUAUAUUUGAAAACGUGAAGCUUUUGUAUUGUGCCAUAAACGAACUACUUCUCAUAACGCAAACAGCUUCGGACUAAAACGAUUGAAAAAAAAAAUUUCAAAUCGCUUCGUUGAUUUUCGAACACUGUUGCAUCCGUUUUUUAUUAUACCUCUUGCAUUUACCGACGACAUAAUAAUAAAAACUUAAAAUCCCACCAUAAAAUAAUAACAAUAACAAUAAAAAUAAUUAUCUAAACAGUUUCGUCUAUUAUAAUUUUCGUUUUUUUUCUUUAAUAACUGCAAUUUAGUGAAUUAUUUAAAAAAAAAAAAAAUUUUAAGGAAAAAAAAAUAAUUUUUUUCUUCUAAAAUUUGGUCAAAUUGUGGUGUAUGUUGUUUGAUUGAGGUGACAAAAAAUAUUUUUUUUUGUUUUUAUAUUUGUUGUAUUUUGUAUCCGUUCAUAACUGUGUGGAACGACGGGUAUGACAUUCGCUGACUACGACCAUCGUCGCCGCCAUUACUAGAAUACGUAACCACGUGCUACAAAACCAUAAAAAUGUUGAGAGUUGUUAGUUUUAUUACGGUUAAAUUUAAUAGCCAUAUUAAACGAUAACAUUAAUAGACAUAUGCUGUUUAAUAUUAUAUUUAAACACGGAUAUACGAAUUAAACUCCAUAAAUGAAUUCGUGAUAUAUAUAUGAUGUACUAGAUGUGCAAUUUUUUUUAUAUAUAUAAAAAAAGAAACGAAAAGUCAUACCGAAUCGGUUCUAAAUCUGAGACAACAGACACAAAAAGGUUACUGAAUUGAAUGCAGACAAACAGUUGAACAACAUCAAAUGAAUCAUUAACACUGCCCGAAUUGUUAAUGCAAGCAUAUUCGAUGCAUUGUGGUGUAACACAACGGUUAAGUUACAAGUGAAAGAAAAACAAACAGUGCUGCUGAUAUUGAAUGGGCUGCUGUUAACAGAAUAGACGUAACAUCAUCGUAUUUUAUUGUACACAUCAUAAACCCAAAAAAGGCGUUAAAUCAUAAAAAUAACGAUAAUUAAACGGCUAUGUUUUCUGACACGAAAAUUGGACACAAUUCGGUUUAGUUUAAUGGUUUCAGUUUCUUUUGAAAAAUAAAUUCGAAGAGACCAAACAAACAGCACGAACAAGAGCCACCAAGAACUCUUUAAGAACAUAUAUAUUCAGAAUAUACUUCCAAUAGUUUUUUUUAUUGAAAGUAUUCCAUCAAGUUUGUGUUUAGUUUUUUCCGUUCGUUCGAGACAAAUACUGUAUCGUUGCCGGUCAUUGUUAUGUGAUUGUGUAUUUAUUGCUUGCAACAAAUUUUAUGGUGAACUAUAAAACGUUUUUAUAGACUAUAUAUUUUAAACGGAGGCAUAUUCAGUUAAUGGGGGACUAAAUUCCUUUUCAAGCAAUAAAAAAAAGUUAAUUGUUUCGUCGACCGAUUUGUUUUCAUUAUUGUAACAAGUGUGAAUAUUGUUUUCGACAAAAAAAAAUUAUUUUGGCGGGCUACAGAAUAUUAUGUGAUGAUUAGUAUAAACAAAAAUUAAUUGAAAGCAAGAAUAAGUUUCGCGUCUCUCAAAUUGGUCCGUGAAUAAAUAUAAUGCCUGCUGGAUGGAGCAAAACAUUUGAAAUAAUAUCGAGCCAAAAACAUUGAAAAUACCAAGUUAAUAUGUGCAAUGUCCAAGUUUUUAUUCGAUAGCAUGCUGCCAAAGUAUCCACAAUUUCAGCCAUUCAUUAGUUCACAAAGUUCGACAUUAACCACAUCAACAUCGGAAGGCAGUCCGUUGACAAGUUCCGAAGGUAGUCCGACAUCGCCACCAACUAGCAAAAUGUAUCCAUAUGUUUCAAAUCAUCCAUCAUCGCACAGUAGUCUGUCGGGAAUGCCAGGAUUUUCCGGCCUGGAGGACAAAUCAUGCAGGUAUGUGAUGUACACAGAUAGCGUAAUGAAUAGUUAUCAAUCCAUGGGGGUUCCACCAUCCGCAAGUUUUGCACAAUUUUAUCAUCAAGCAGCUGCUGCGUCAGCCGUUUCAGCUGCAUCGGCUGGUGUGGUCGGGGUCGAUUCGUUAGGAAAUUGUACACAAUCGUCAACCGGAGUUGUUUCGACUGCCGGUUCGACUGGUGCUGGAUUACCAGACUUGCCGAGAUAUCCUUGGAUGGCGUUAACAGGUGGGCUGGUAGACAAACUUCCUAACCAAAAUUAUUUGAGUAAUGCUGGUUAUAAAGCAGACUGGAUGGGACCUUUCGAUAGAGUUGUGUGCGGAGAUUUUAAUGGUCCAAAUGGUUGUCCGAGAAGGCGAGGCAGGCAAACCUACACACGUUUUCAAACAUUAGAAUUAGAAAAAGAAUUUCAUUUCAAUCAUUACUUAACCCGCCGACGAAGAAUAGAAAUCGCCCACGCUCUCUGUUUAACGGAGAGGCAAAUAAAAAUUUGGUUCCAAAAUCGAAGGAUGAAAUUGAAAAAGGAACUUAGAGCUGUUAAGGAAAUUAAUGAGCAGGCUCGUCGCGAUCGAGAAGAACAAGAAAAAAUGAAGGCCCAAGAAUCAUUGAAGUCCGCCCAGCACAAUAACAAACAUUCACAUCAAGACCAUCCCAUUGUGCCACAAAACACCGGUGGUAAUACACAUUUGCAUCAUGUAGUUCAAAAUGACCUGAAAAUGGGUCUAGCUGGCAUGAGUCUCGGAGUCACUAGCAAUUUAGGUAUGAUGGGCGGUCUUGAUAAAAGUCAUAAUCAGGACAUUUUAAAGACGAAAUGCCGGGAAGGCUUUUAAACUAUUCUAUCCGGAGUUCUUCGCCGGAAACUCCACCCAGAGAUCAUCGACAUCAAAUGUAUGAUGAGGGUCCACUUAAUUACAAUAUUAACCCAAUUAAAUAAUUUCAUUAAAUUUUUUGUUUUAUUUUUUUUUUUAAAUAAAUUUCUUCAUAUGAGAAAAAAAAAAUCGAUGUACGUACUACAAAUUAUAAAAUAUAAACAAAAAUAGAAGAAGAAGAAAAAAAACCAACAAAAAAGUAUUAAUUACGAGUCAGUCGACUGAUAUUUUUACUUUUUUUUCCUUAUUUGAAUGGAAUGAACAUGUUGAUGAAUACGAAUAGAUAUAUAAAAUUGAACGUAUUUCCGUAUUUAUUACUGGUAAAGAAUAUUAAAUGCAUUUUCUAUUGUGGACAUUUGGUAUGAAGAAGACAGAAAGUCUUAUUAAGAUUCAAAUUGAUUGAGAGAAUUAAGUCAGCAGAAUAAAUUUAUUUAAAAAAAACUACAGCAGAAGUAAAAUCUAAUCUAUAAAACUAAAAAUGAAAUAAAUUUAAAAACUAAAGCCGAAAAAAAUGAUUAAAUGUACAAUAUUGAUAAAAAUGAAACAUAAUGACGUAAAAUAAUGAAACAAUAUUUGGAAAUAUAAUUUUCAGCAACCAUUUCACACUUCCCUCCAUUAAAUAAAAUCAAGUAUUUUCCGAGAAUAGAUGUAUUUAAAUAAUAAUUGAAAUUAAUUAAAUAUAAAAGGCAAUAAAUAAUUUGAAUGGAAUAAAAAGAAAUAAAAUUAAAGAAAAACAAAUGGAAGAUGAAGAAGUAAAAGAAAUACUAAGCAGCAAGUUAAAUGAUAAACACAAUUAUAUACGUACUAGAAUGUAAGGUUAUAGCUUUUAACACUAAAUUAAAUUAUAAAAUUAAAAAAAUUAAAAGUAAAACAAAGUAAAGAAAGAAAAAUCGUACUGAAUUGUUUCCAUUUAAAAUUCUUAACAAAAAUGAAAAAAAA
This is a messenger RNA of Bradysia coprophila, 4178 nucleotides long. RefSeq names its product abdominal A (gene abd-A). Gene Ontology annotation, molecular function: DNA-binding transcription factor activity, RNA polymerase II-specific; RNA polymerase II cis-regulatory region sequence-specific DNA binding. Gene Ontology annotation, biological process: negative regulation of transcription by RNA polymerase II; anterior/posterior pattern specification. Lineage: Eukaryota; Metazoa; Arthropoda; Insecta; Diptera; Sciaridae. Gene Ontology annotation, cellular component: nucleus. The record is from RefSeq and is a predicted model, not a curated record.